Nymphalis io (European peacock) is the source of this 2825-nucleotide messenger RNA. RefSeq names its product zinc finger protein 479-like. Gene Ontology annotation, molecular function: zinc ion binding; RNA polymerase II transcription regulatory region sequence-specific DNA binding; DNA-binding transcription factor activity, RNA polymerase II-specific. Gene Ontology annotation, cellular component: nucleus. The transcript is spliced from 15 exons. Lineage: Eukaryota; Metazoa; Arthropoda; Insecta; Lepidoptera; Nymphalidae. The record is from RefSeq and is a predicted model, not a curated record. Bases 209 to 2593 code for a protein of 794 amino acids. Gene Ontology annotation, biological process: regulation of transcription by RNA polymerase II.
GACAUGACUGCUCUAUUGUAAUAUUUGUAAAUGAGUAUAUUGUGAAAAAUACAAAUUCAUUUUGAUAUUUUUCAAUAACUACAAAUGGCUAUCAAACCGAACUCUAUGUUUAUCUUCAAUAACAUAGCACGUUUAAUUUAUAAAAUUGUUUAGUGAUGACAAAAUGUAAUUUGUUGGCGAAAUUUCGACGGAUUAUUAAAAGAAUCGUAUGCUUGAAAACCUGAGAAAAAGUGUUUUCAAAAUGCGGUGCUGCGUACCAUCCUGUAAAAACGAUUCUAGACAUAUUUCUAAGUCUCAAGGAAUAACAUUUCAUGUCUUUCCAACGGAACCUGUUCUUCGUGCCUCGUGGCUGAGAGCCGUGGGAAAGGACACAUGGUCUCCGAGAGAGAGGAGCGCUGUGUGCUCGGAACACUUCUUGUGUGAUGAUCUCUAUGAAACUAAGAGUGGAUUGAGGAAAGUGAGGACUGGAGCUGUACCGAUUGUGAUGCAAGUUACAUCUAACUGUGAAUUCGGUGAAUCGGCUAGUUCGAAAAUAUGCAGAAUAUGCCUCGGUAUGGAAAUGAAGCUGUAUCCUAUGACGAUAUACAAAUUGGACAAAGCAUAUGAAAAUCUGACUGGAGUUAUGAUAUCCGGAGACGAGCUACCGCAGAAAUUGUGCGCGGAAUGCGCGAAGAGAUUAUUGAAUUGUGAUAAAUUGAGAUCAAAAAGUUUAAGAGCGAACUUGUUGCUCUUGGAGUUAGUUAAGAAACAGGAGAUUCUAACCAUACAUAAUAUAAAUACAAUAAACCGCGAGGAAAGCCAGUUUAAAUCCGACCUUAUAAAGAAAACAUUCGACCCCGACCACUGCGAUCUUUAUAUAGAAUAUUCAGAAAAUCAAGACGAACAGUACAAAAAUCCAAUACAGGAAACGGAAACGGAAAAUUUGGACGUGAAGAGCGAGAAAGAUGACGAUAUAUACAUGAACGAAAUAUUUACUGAGGCCAGAGAUGAGAUUAAUAUAAACGCUGCAGACGACGGUGAAACGAAUUUCGUAGCGACGAACUACUCGACGGACGACAGUCUACCGCUCGAGACGCAAAGGAAAAAAGUUAAAAAGAUAAAAACGAAAGAGAAGAAAUUAAGGAAAAAGAUUAAAGAUAAAGCCGAACCGAAGAUAGAUAGACGAAGGAAACCCUUUCUGAACGAUGACCUGAACGAAACGCUGUUCACGAUAACCGAUCUCACUUUCGAGGAGCAAGUCGCUGAAAUACAUAAGAGGCAAGAGUCGUCUAAUUAUAAGAAUUCAAUGUAUAAGUGUACGGAGUGUUUUAAAGGUUUUUUGGACGAAACCGCGUACAACGGACACAUGACGAGGCAUACGAAUCAAUGCGGCGAGUUCGAGUGUGACAUUUGUAAAACUCACUUCAAACACCCACACGCGCUGAGGAAGCACAUCACAGCGCACCACACGCAGCGUUUCAGUUGUAACCAGUGUCCGUAUGUAACGACGCACCGGCAGACAGCUAGACUGCACGAGAGAUGGCACAAGGGCACGAAGUAUCAAUGUCCACACUGUCAGGAUGAAUUCGUUAAAUUCACGACGUACAUGGGUCACAUACGGAUAAAACACCCGUCGGACUUUGUGUGCGCGCUGUGCGGGUAUUCCUUCGUCAGCGAGAAAGGUAUCGAACUGCACAAGAAACUCAAGCAUCGCCUCGAUGAUGGCCAGAUACCCGAAGACGGUCCGCUGUGUGACAUGUGCAACGUAAGAUUUGUGUCGCAGGAAGCGUACAGAAGGCACCUGCACGUCUCCGCCCGGCACAACACGAGCGAUUCCGAUUCGAAAGAAUCGAACAAGCCGCGAAAGGGCAGAUCUCGUAUCGUCAGAGAGAAGAAGAGGUGUAUAGACGAGAGAGAUGAUGAAGACGAAAAGAAAAGAGUUUAUCCGAGUCAGAUGAGGAAGGCAGAGGGUCCGAUACCCUGUGAACAGUGCGGUCUCCAAUUAGAAGAUUCCAGAGCGUACCACGGACAUUUCAGACGUAUGCAUCCGGACAAGAACCGAACGAAGUACCCGUCAAUGAAGUCGCCCUGUAUGUGCGAGGUGUGCGGGAGGAUGUUCCAAAGCUACGCGCUGCUGAAGGACCACCGCUGGGUGCACACGGGCGAGCGGCCGUUCGCGUGCGAGUCGUGCGGGAAGGCGUUCCGCAUGCGGCAGCGACUCGUGGCGCACAGGAGGGUGCACGCGCCGCGACGGGCCGCCUUCGUGUGCGCGCUGUGCGGGAAGAGCUUCAGCACGCACAGCAACCGCCAGCGGCACAUGUUCAUCCACACCGGCCUGAAGCCGUUCAAGUGUGAAAUGUGCGGGAAGUGCUUCAAGCACGCGAGCGAGAAGCGCGCGCACAUCACGUACGUGCACCUGAAGAAGCCCUGGCCGAAGCGAGCGCGGGGGAAGCGGCGAGCGGACAGACCAGGACAGAUGGGUCAAAGUUCGCUGCCGGCGGGAGUGAGCGAAAUGGAUAUAGCUCAGCCUAUGUGGCCCAAUUGUGACCCCAAAAUGGGUGACAUGAACAAUAUCAUAGACGAUAAACCCAUAUAUUAUAAUUUGAAAAUAUAAUUUAUAGCUUGGUUAAUAGUCACCCGGUGCGGCUGAAAAUGGAUGGGUGAUCGUUUUUUUUAAAUGAUUCCCCAGCGUGAUUUUUUUUUUAAAUAAUCACAAUUUUAUAUUUUUUUUUUUUUACAAAAAAAAAAACAUUUUAUUGUAAUGGAACAAAUUUUUUUUACAUGACAUACAGAAUCUCAUUUUUUGAUGAGUAAUUUAUUAUUUUUAAUUUUGAAAGUCAUUUUAA